Molecule: messenger RNA, 1044 nt
Organism: Morus notabilis
Lineage: Eukaryota; Viridiplantae; Streptophyta; Magnoliopsida; Rosales; Moraceae
Product: protein At-4/1
Exons: 8
Coding region: 80-826 (248 amino acids)
Source: RefSeq, a predicted model, not a curated record
UAAAAAGAAAGAAACAAAAAAAAUGAAAAGAAGGAAGAAAGGUUUUUGCAAUGCAGCAUUUGAUCAUUUGAGUGAUUGAAUGGGGGGAAAUGGAAUCAGUGAUGAGGGGGAAAUGGAGGAGUCUCUCCUCUCCACCUUCGACCUUAUCUGCCAGGAUUUCAAGAGCGGAGUGGUCGAGAUCCAGGUGCUGAAAUCCGAUUGUAAUGGAGAAAUCAAAAAGCGCGAAGCUCUUCAACUCUCUCUCAACACUCUCAAACGAGAAAAUGAGAGACUUACGAAGCUCUACACAGAAUAUUUAAACAAUAUAGUUGAUCAGGUGGAACAUCGUACUGCGUGCCAGAGCUUAAAGGAGCAAUUGAAGAGAUUGAAUGAUCAGGGGCAAAGUGAGGCUGUGGAAUUGAUCAAGCAAGAACAUGCUAAAAAGAUUGCAGACUUGGAAGCCCAUAUCAGAAUCCUCCUAGUUGAAAAGGCAACAAAUGAAGCAACUGUGAAUCACCUUCGGCAGGAUUUAGAAGCUCACAGAACCCACAUCAACUAUCUAGCUACCAAAUUGGAUGGAGUCCAAUUAGACCUCGAAUCUAAAUAUAAACUUGAGAUUCAAGCUGUGAAGGAUUGUAUAACGGCUGAACAAGAGGAGAAAACUGAGUCGAAUGAGAAGCUGCAGCAUUUGGAAAAGGAAUUGUUGGUAUGCAGAUCAAAGCUAGUUCAGCAGCAACCAUAUCUGACAUCAGGUUCACGUGUUGGAAUGCUUAAAAAGACGAACAUAGAGCCAAAGAAGGAAAAUAAGAUCCUAAAAAGGAAGCUUGUUUGCACAGAAAAGGACUAGAGGAAGAUGGCUGCCACAUUCCGAUUGCCAUUCUUGCUGUUCGGUUUCACCCCUUUAGACGAUGACUUUACUCGUUGUAAAACACGAGAUUUCUCACUAUGCUGCUGUAUCUGCUUUAUUGUUAAGUUUUUUACCCUUUUUUUUUUCGGAGCUCCUUAUAUACCUUUCUAUAGAUCUUUUUUAAUGUUGCUUUGAAAAUUUUAUCCACCAAAAGAGCA